GUGGGUCUAUCAAGCCAUGGUGCGCAAGAAACUCUGCGAACAAACCCAGGACCUCGGGCCAAGUUGGCGCUGAAUCAAUGUCCGCCUGGGUGAUACCAGUGAGAUCCGUGCAAAAGGUGGACAAUUGAGGCCUCCAUGUAGGUCGAACAUAAGAACGGAACUCGGCUACUUGAACAAGGCUGCUUGCACGGCCGUCUUCCGUCUGAUCAUUCCAACGAAGAAGGAUGACUGGCCAUUCUAUAAUCUCGUUUGGAUAAUCAAAACCGCAGCCGCUGUGACAAGUUGCCUCGACAUCCACGACAAGGAAAGCAUCAUAAGGUUGCAUAGUCCGGAUGUCCUCCACGAGAGUCUCUGCUACACUCUCAGUAGGACUUGACCAGUCGCUCUGGACUAUAAGUUUAUCUGGCGGGCGGAUAGGAAUGUUGAUGGGGGCGGAGGGAGGCUUGAUCACAGCUUUCGCAGAGCUCGCAGCGGACUGUCUAAAACGUUUUCCUUUACUAAAUCUGUCGCUUCGCUUGUUCUGCCUUUGUGGCGGCUCCUGGGGCAGAGACAUUGGUGAGGUCGUUGACGAUAAGGUCUUGCGAAAAUGCGGGGCAACCACGGAGAGAAACCGGCGAACAGAAAAAACAGUAGCGAAGAAAACAAGAAGAACGGUUGCAGAUGGCCAGAUGGGCACCGAUCCAAUAAACUCCAGAGGCGACCUGGUCAUGGAGAGAAUACGGGAAGCUCGGAUGCUCUUCGUGAACCGAAGCUGUCACGUUGUAGCACAGCCCUCAGCGGCUUUGAGACAUUAUUGGGCGUCUCAAAGCUUAUGUUUCCUGCGAGGCGAAGAUGCGCCCAAGCACCAAGCGAUUAAGUUGUAGCGAUUUCCGAUAACCUAUCCCUAUCCCUUUUGAAAUUGCGAUGAUCGUGCAUUUAUGGCGCCAUUGAUCAAGACGCAAUAAGUAACUCCAAUUGUCCGAAGAUCCCACGGCGUCAUCCCCAAAUUACGAUGUGUGGAAAGCUGGCCCCUCUGAAUAUCCGCACAUACUUGCUCCCAAAGUUUGCCUCGCGGUUGGCUACUCUUCGAAGGCCCUUGAGGAUCCCGAGGUUCUAAAGCCCAUUCAAAGCUAAUGUUGAGGCCACAGUGCCAGUGUUCAAGUUCCAAUGUUGUGGAUAUCCUCUUGG
Cantharellus anzutake is the source of this 1167-nucleotide messenger RNA. RefSeq lists its product as uncharacterized. The coding region runs from base 333 to 863 and encodes 176 amino acids. The transcript has 3 exons. Lineage: Eukaryota; Fungi; Basidiomycota; Agaricomycetes; Cantharellales; Hydnaceae. The record is from RefSeq and is a predicted model, not a curated record.